This is a messenger RNA of Tilletiaria anomala UBC 951, 3955 nucleotides long. RefSeq names its product alpha/beta-hydrolase. The record is from RefSeq and is a predicted model, not a curated record. The transcript is spliced from 7 exons. Gene Ontology annotation, molecular function: hydrolase activity. Lineage: Eukaryota; Fungi; Basidiomycota; Exobasidiomycetes; Georgefischeriales; Tilletiariaceae. Bases 392 to 3580 code for a protein of 1062 amino acids.
UAGACCCGACCCACAUCAAAGUAGCCGCCAUCCUGGACUCAGAUGAUCACCGAUCAAACGUCUCAUACUUGCUACAGUAUCAAUGAGACUCACUCCUUUUUUGAUGGUGGAUGUCUGGUUUCAGCCUCCGGUCUCAUCAUCUCUUCCUCCCAGCCUGAAGUAAUGGCAGCCGGGUCCAGCUCUCUCAGUGCUACUGUGUGACACCAUCGUGCCUGGGACGUACGCACGAGCGGCGAUAGUCAAUAACAAAGCAUCGCUGCUUGGUCAGUGUCACCUGUGCACUGCUCUCGGUUAUAGUCAUCGUCGAAGAUCACGCAUAUCAACGAAAUAUCAUCAUCCUUAGUGAAUCGCAUGACCUUCGAGUGAGCCGCUCUUCAAAGUUCUCGCAGUGAUGACAAUCACAACAUUGGCCAUAGGCGCGUCGAUCACACCCAUCGUGAUCAAGACUUUCUUCAAGCACUACCUUGAACAAGCGCGAAAAUCAAGGGAGGACAGACACACCGAAGCGUCCGAUGAGAUUCUCUUCCGCGAAACCUUCGCCAUCGUGCGUAAAUUCUGCCAAAUUGCAACACACGACACGGUCGACUCGCUGCAGUCCUUUACUAAUACGCACGUCCCCAGUCCGCCGUCGGCAACGGUGAUCGGUGUGCUUAUCCCCUUGUCCUCCUGCGACAACGCUGCGCGCAUCCUGAUUGAGUACUUUGGCCCGGACGACCUGCAAAAUGUCGUCGGCGGCGAAAAGUGGUGGCAGGUCCGCAGCCUCGCGGGCAUCGAGGCGGAGUGGAUCGCGCAGACGAGCGACUGGAAUUUGGGCAAGCAUGUCGAAAGGGAGAUGGCGAGGGAGGAGCAAAAGUACCAAGGUACAGGCAAUGGUACCGCUACUGCUAUUGGAGGUGAAGGCGGAGGAGCGAGGCCACAAGGCAAGCCUGAUUUGCAGGCGGCGGCGCAGAGGGCAAGGUGGAGCGAGAAAUCGAAACACACCAAGCGGCACAAUGCCAAGAUGUCCAAGCGUGCCGGCAACUGGAAAGACCACACUGUCGGCCGCAUUGUGCGCGUUGUGCACAAUAAUCGCGAUGGUGCUGCUGCUGCUCAAGCGAAGCAGGAAGGCGGGAAAGAUGCUCAAGGCUGCGAUUCUGGACCAGCGUGGGAGGAGGUCGAUCUCGAUGGCAACGAAUUUGACGAGAAUGCUUUCGCGGCCUUCGAGAAUCUCGAUCGGCUGAAAAGGGUCUUGCUAUAUUGCCAUGGUGGCGCAUACUACUGGGGGUCCAUCAAUACGCACAGGUAUCAGAUCAUCCGAUACGCCAGAAAGUUCGGAGGCAGAGCUUUUGCAGUCAAUUAUCGAAAGGCACCGAACCAGUAUCCCUGGCCAUGCCCGCUGCACGACCUGCUUGCCGCGUACCUCUACCUGAUCCGCCCUCCACCCGAGGCGAAGCACAAAGCCGUCGACCCGGCUCACCUCGUCCUCGCGGGCGACAGCGCUGGCGGUGGCAUGUCGCUCGCGCUCCUGACGCUGCUGCGCGACAUGGACCUGCCCAUGCCCGCCGGCGCCGUGCUCAUCUCGCCCUGGUGCGACAUGACGCACAGCUUCCCGUCCAUCUUGCAGAACAUUGACACGGAUAUCAUCCCGCCGUACGGGUUCAUCCACAAGCCCUCGACCCUCUGGCCUGUAUUCAGCACAGCCCCAGAGGCAACCGCAGAAGACAACACCGGCGGCGAUGGGAGCAAGAAAGCAGACCCACCGCCUGUCAAGGGUCAACAAGACGUCUCGCAAACAAUAUGUGCUGCUUUGAGUAGCACCGAGAACAGUCACGCUGUCAAUCACGAUCGAAGCAAGAAGUGGGACAUCCCCGGCGAGGCAGCAGAGGAUGUGGCGAUGCCAUCCACCCCCAAGUUCCUCUACUCUGAUCCAAUCGAGAUACGGGUGACGGACCCCGAGCACAAAAAGGAAUGGGGAGACAAGAUCGUCGUCAAGGGCCAGAUUCAGCAGUAUGCUACCAACGCUCAGCUCGGGCACCCGCUCUGCUCGCCUAUUCUUCACGGCAGCCUCGGUGGACUGCCACCACUGUACAUCCUCGCUGGCAAUGGCGAGGUGUUGAGGGAUGAGAUCAUCUACCUCGCGCACCGCGCAGCUCGACCUAUGGAGUACCCUCUUUCAGAAUACCAUCUGCAGCGACGGCCGCGUUCCCGCGAUAGCAUGAAGAAGUACGACAGCAAGCCGACGAAAGUGCAUUUCCAGCUGUUCGACGAGAUGUGCCACGUGCUCACCGUCUUCUCAUUCACGACGCAAGCCAAGUACGCGUACCGGGCCAUCUCGUCGUUCGUAAAGCACGUCACCGGCGCCCCGACCAGCUAUAUUGAUCCUUUCCCGGACUUCCAUCAGGAUCAGCGAUUGAAAGUCAUGCGGAGCGAGACGCAUUCGUCCAGCUUGAAUCUCUCGGUGGACGCAAUAACGUUGACGAACGACAGCACAGCCUCAGCGCAGCCGGGCCAGCAAGAGGAGGGGGCGGGCUCGUCCAGCUCGGCUGGCCUCAUGCACGUGCUGGCGCAGCUGCAUAUCUCCGACAUUGCUUCCGACGCUGUUAUUGGAGGCUCAUGCACGGCUGAUUCACCGACCACCAUGACACCGGUCACGCCACUGACGCCGAACCGCACCCCUAGUCCUCGCAUUGCCAGCGCCGAGCCGCACGAUGUAGAGGCUGCGGACGACAUCAAGCUCACAGCGCACCAGUUCGAGCAGAAACGCAAGGCCACACUGCGAGAGGGGAAACGCCGUCUCGUAUCGUUGGGCGUGCAGAACGAGUACUCUGGAGCAGUCCCGCUUCUACGGCCUUCCUUCCAGGAGUACAUGAUCCGGGAGAGGGUGGACAUCAGAGGUAAGAUCCGCCCGAUGGAGCCUGAAGAGCACUUUGCUGCGCUCCAGCUUCCCCCUGAUGAAAUCGGAAUCAUCAAAGAGGGUCCUGCUGUCCGGUACAUGACCGGGCAGAGGCUUUGGGCGAAAAAGUUCAAAUCUGAAGCUAAACGCGUUGCGAAACGCAAGGCGCAGAACGAAGCCAAGGCACUGUGCAUCCUCCGUCGCGCAGCCCAGCGUGGGCUCCUGAACACGCCCAACCACGGAGUUGCAAAGUACACCACCGCGGGCCGCACGGUCACAUGGACGACCGGCAUGCGCUACGGGCCGAUGGACCUGUCCGACGAGACACCGCCGCCCAGCGCGAUCGCCGGCCGUCGCGAUACGGAAGACGCGCUGGCGCUCCUGCAGACCAGCUUGCGCGCCCGCGCCAAGCUCGGCGGCACCACGCCCACAGGCUCCACGGGAGCGCCAAAGCAGAGCGGCGCCGAGAAGGAGCACCGCAAGAGACCAGCCGGCGGCGGCAUUAGGCUGUGGACCUCGGCGAUGAAUACGCUCCACCGGAAAAAGGUGCACGUUGACCCAAUGUCGGAACGUCAGGAAGACGAAGGGAUGAGGAAGCUGGGAGAACGAGGGCGCCGCUCACGGAGAGAGCGACUGAAAAAUCGUUGCGUUGAGGAAACGGAUCUGCGACGGACAGCUGAUCAAGUAAACCAUGGAGGAGUAAAGUAAUUUGCCAUUCUACACUACAACAUGCAAUCCUAACGAUCGAUAAUCUCUGUCUAACCAUGUGCCGUCUCAGUUUGCUUGUACUUGUCCUCCCAGAUGCACGCGAGCGCCGUCGCGCCUCCCCGCGCAGGGUCGUGGAUGAAGACAUGCCUGGCAAAGUGCACAUUGAACUUUGCGAGUUCCUGGAUCAGCAGGUGCUGGUACCGCUCGACGCCGAACAGGCUGCCGCCCAUGCACAGCACGCUCUCGUCGGUGGACAGAUGGCAGUGCGACGGCCCGUCGGGUCGGACAACGUCGAGGAUCUGCAGCGCGAUCUGCCGCGCCUGCGAACGAAGAAUCUCGAGCGAGAGCGCAUCGUCACGGUUGAAGGCGAGGUGG